GUUCUGUUCCGUUCCCACCCUUUGGACUUGACCUUAUUGUCAGAGUACAUCAGACGUUUCUUUUCAUGAUAGUUUUGUGUUAAUUGUAUUUUUAAUAUUAUUCUUCUCUUCAAACGGAAAUUAGAAGAUGGCCGUGGCUACCAGGGCGUUUUCAAAAUUUACAGUCAGGAACUGUGGAAGUUUAUUAAGAUCACAAGUAAGAUGUAAUUAUACAGAAACUAGGAAAAAUUUAAAAAUUGAUGCAAAUACUAAAGUAAUAUGUCAAGGUUUUACUGGGAAGCAAGGCACUUUCCAUUCUCAACAAGCUCUUGACUAUGGUACAAAGAUAGUAGGUGGAGUUAGUCCAAAGAAGGCGGGAACAGAACAUCUUGGAAAACCAGUAUAUAAGUCAGUAAAGGAGGCAAAAGAGGCUACUGGAGCUACUGCAACAGCUAUUUAUGUUCCUCCUCCAGCUGCAGCUUCAGCCAUUAUGGAAGCAAUAGAGGCUGAGAUGCCAUUGAUUGUCUGUAUUACAGAGGGUAUUCCUCAACAUGAUAUGGUAAAAGUAAAGAGACGUUUACUUGAACAGAAUAAAUCUCGUUUAAUCGGUCCAAACUGUCCUGGAAUAAUAGCACCUGAACAGUGUAAAAUCGGUAUUAUGCCUGGCCAUAUACAUCAAAAAGGGAAAAUUGGUAUUGUAUCCAGGUCGGGAACUCUAACUUACGAGGCUGUGAAUCAAACAACUCUUGCUGGACUCGGGCAAACAUUAUGCGUUGGUAUUGGCGGCGAUCCAUUCAAUGGCACUGAUUUUAUCGAUUGUUUAGAGGUGUUUCUUACCGAUUCAGAUUGCGAUGGUAUCAUAAUGAUAGGAGAAAUUGGUGGCAGUGCGGAAGAAUCAGCAGCGGAGUAUCUCAUCGAGAAAAAUACUGGUGCGAAAUCUAAGCCAGUAGUAUCGUUUAUCGCUGGCAUUACUGCACCACCUGGACGAAGAAUGGGACAUGCUGGUGCCAUAAUUUCAGGAGGAAAAGGUGGAGCGCAAGAUAAAAUUAAUGCACUUGAGAAGGCUGGAGUAAUAGUAACAAGGAGUCCUGCGCAAAUGGGCAAUGAACUUCUGAAAGAAAUGACACGAUUGGGUUUAGUUAGUAAUUAAACUCGCACUCCUAUAAUUCUGUGUAGUUUUCUUCGUGUCUAAAUACGUCUUCAUGUGGAAUCAAUGGAAAGUAUGUCAUACAGCAAUAACACACAGAAUAUAGCGGUGUAAUAAUAAUAAAGUACGAAAAAAAGUUAUUCUUAUGAAUAAAACAUUGAAUUCUGGUCGUAAUAUAAAACAUAUAUAAAACUAUGCUGGUACCUGCUAAAAAUUACAGUUAAAAUCAGUUUUUAAAGACCUAACUUUAUUUUAAUAACACAUUGUUUAUAUUAUAUUUACCUUAUCUAUUCUGUUAACAGAUGUGUCUUGAUAAAUUACAUCUUCAUGUUAUAAACAGUCUAAGAAAUUGUUAAACUGCCAUUAACUUACAGUUUUAACUAAUAUAUAAAAAGAUAUAAAUUUUUCUAUAUGUAAGUAUAUAAGUUUGAAAAAUGGUUGAUUAUAUAUACAGUGUACUAUUAUUGUAAAUUGUAUUCAGCAUAUAACAAAUAUAUCAAACAUAUGUCCUUUAUGAAUAACAUGUUAAAAACUGAAAUAUAUAUAAAUAUUACUGCUUA
Molecule: messenger RNA, 1686 nt
Organism: Pseudomyrmex gracilis
Lineage: Eukaryota; Metazoa; Arthropoda; Insecta; Hymenoptera; Formicidae
Gene: Scsalpha1
Product: succinate--CoA ligase [ADP/GDP-forming] subunit alpha, mitochondrial
Exons: 7
Coding region: 128-1129 (333 amino acids)
Biological process (GO): tricarboxylic acid cycle
Cellular component (GO): mitochondrion; succinate-CoA ligase complex (ADP-forming)
Molecular function (GO): succinate-CoA ligase (GDP-forming) activity; succinate-CoA ligase (ADP-forming) activity
Source: RefSeq, a predicted model, not a curated record